Cyprinodon variegatus (sheepshead minnow) is the source of this 6513-nucleotide messenger RNA. RefSeq names its product cancer susceptibility candidate 5 (gene knl1). Gene Ontology annotation, biological process: cell division; attachment of spindle microtubules to kinetochore; protein localization to kinetochore. Gene Ontology annotation, cellular component: nucleus. NCBI's taxonomy places the organism in Eukaryota, Metazoa, Chordata, Actinopteri, Cyprinodontiformes, Cyprinodontidae. The transcript is spliced from 32 exons. The coding region runs from base 149 to 6172 and encodes 2007 amino acids. The record is from RefSeq and is a predicted model, not a curated record.
CAAAAAAAGACGUUAGCGUUCGGUCUGAGACUGGCGCAAUGCCCUAAAACAAAUGUCUUAUAAAACUUGUUUUUGAUUGCUAACGAAAAGCAACAGAGAUAUAUCUUGUGUAGAUCGAAGAAACUGGUUUAAGACACAUAAGGUGAAGAUGGAACCUUUGGAUCCAGGAAGGAAUGUUGGAGGCAGCGGAUCCUCCAGGCGACGCAUUUCUUCUAUUUUAAAAGCACCACGGAAAUCAUCAGUGUUCCAGGACUUGGAGCAACAGGAAAAUAAGGUGGAAAGCGCAAAACCGGUGGAAAAGAGGAUUUCAAGAAGAGUCAGUUUUGCUCCAGCUGAUGAUGUUCUUUUGUUUUCUGAAGAUGCCAAGAAUGUUUCGAAAGCGGACUCCCCUCUACUAUUGGGAGCAGCCACUACAAAAACACAUGACAGGGCUCAGGUGAUGGCAGCUAAAGAAAUAAGCCCACAGAUAAUAGGUAUAGAAAGCCUGCUGAAUGCUCCACUACAUGCUUCCCAGCAAAGAUUAAUGGUCCAUGCUGACAGUGGGGGUGACUUUGGAGAGAAAACAUUCGUGUUUUCUGCUGAGGAUGGCCUCAUGGACAUCACUCACAAUCACACCACACACAUCAGCAGCAAUGCAGAGCUCUUUGGAGAGGGGAAAGUCAUUGAUUUAAUCACAGACGUACCUCCCAGUCACUCUGUACAAGCAGCAAAUAAGUCAUCACCUUUACUGAUUGAUAAAAAGGCACAUUCCAGUAUGGAAAAGAGAACCCUUUCCACUACAGUGCCUUUUAUGGAUCCUGACUUUAAAAACUUCCUCUUAAGUCUCGCCAAACCAAGUUCCUGCACAACCAACGACGUUCUCAUCGGGAUAAAACCAUCCUCUGAGACAAAAAAAUCAUCCUCAUCUACGAGUGAAACGCAAAACUCAGAUGUUGACAAAGAAAAUCAGGUCCCCAAGUCUCUAAACGGUAGAAGGAGUGUUGGAGAAGCCUUUCGUGGUAGUCCUCUCCAUCCAGAGGAUGAUGCGUGCAUGGACAUGACAGAAGCCCAGACCGGUCAUACUCUCUUGGAUGACGAUGAUCCUUUCCAGUGUCUCUUUCCAUCUCAAGAGAUGUACAAAAACUCUGAAAGAACAGCAUCACAAGCCAGAGAAAUGACAAAGCAACAGGGCCAUACCAGCUUGGAUUCAAACUCUGUAAAAGCUGAGAAAUCUGUACCUUUAGUUUCUAUCCCUCAGGAAAACUAUAUGGUUACCUCAGCUGUAAAAAGUGACCGUGGGGGGAAAACAGAUGAGCUUAUGCACAUCACUCAAAGUCGCACUGGAAACAUCAACAGCAGCUUAUCAGCCAAUACACAAAUACCAGCAUAUUGCCGGGAUUCACAUUUUCCUAUGUUUACUCCAAGUCGUUCCAAAACUAUCGACUCUGGUAGAAAUCCUCAGAAUCCCACAAUCCAACCAAACACUGCUCCAACCUCCAAGCAAACUAUCAGCAAAGAUCACUUCCUGUCACAGCACAAAAUGCUAAAGAAUGAUGAUGAUGAAGAGAACUGCUCUCUGAGUAGAAACAGAAGUCGCAGAGAGGCGCUGUCAGUGAUCAGUCCUAGUUGUGACAUAAGUAUGGAAAUGACUGAGGUUCAAACAGGGCGCAUUAUAGGAGCCAAUACAAGCAUGGAAAUGACUGAGGUUCAAACAGGGCGCAUUAUAGGAGCCAAUACAAGCAUGGAAAUGACUGAGGUUCAAACAGGGCGUAUUUUAGGAGUCAGUGACCCAGAUGAUUCUCUUCAGUUUAGUCAAAAGAAAGAAGUCUUUGCUUUAGGCCAGCAGAAAAACAAAGGACCACAAACAUCUGAUCAUAAAGGAAUGAAAACCCAAUCAAGGCUGUCUUUGAAGAUGCAGCUAAAAAGGGAUCAGGACAAAGUUGUGACAGUAGAUGACUACAGAAAAAGGAAAAUAGGACUCUCUGCUAACAAUUCCUGUUUGGAUGUGACACAGAGUCAUACUGUAUACAUUGAUACUGCUAUCAGACUGGAUUCCCACCAAAACGUUGGCAUGUCACCCAUGUGUGGGGAGAAGACUGUGAUGUUUGCUGCAGAUGACGCUGAAAUGGAUAUGACUCGGUGCCUGACAACUACUCUAGCUUCAGAUUUAGUCCCUUCCGUUAUGAGACAAGAAGAUCUGUCCUGCAAAAAAUUGUCAUCCUCUCACAAUUUUGAACCUGCACAAGAUGACGUUUUCACAAGUUUGACAACAGUAAAAAACAGCGAUGCUGUUGUUGCAAGAAAAACCUGUGGUACUGCAGAGACAUCUGAUGGAUGGACGGUUUAUCAGGAAGAUGACAUGGAUAUGACUGAAGCCAAGACGGGCUGUAUUUUUGGAGCUGAAGCGAGCAUUAAUGUGGCACGAGAUCAGACUGGCCAACUUGUAGAAAUGCCAAUAAAACGGGCAGCCCUUCAGGCCAUUUUACCCACUGGAGGAAUGCACCAUCAAACUGUCAGUGGGAAGAUGGAAACAAUAAAGCAUCAGCAGCAUGAGGAAGCUUCCACAGCAUCAAACUCUGCAGACACUCUAAUGAAGACCUCUUUAAAGACGAUGAUACAAAGAAAUAAGGUUGAGUUUGAUGCUAAAGACAGUGGAGAGAAAACUGUAAGAUUUGCUGCCACUGAUGGCUGCAUGGACAUCACUCAAUGCCACACAGUCAACGUUAGCUGUGAUGUACAAUUUCACUCGCUUCCAAAUGUGGCGUCCUCGUUUGGAGAGAAAACCGUAAGAUUUGAUGCAAAUGAAGCAGUAGAAGUUUCUACAGAUUUAAAAAUGCUGUCCCACCAAAACGAGAACCUGUUGCCUGCUAGUGGAGAGAAAACUGUGAGGUUCUCAGUGGAUGAUGCCAACAUGGACAUGACUGGGAGUCACACUGUGACCAUUGCACAUGGUUUAAAUCUUCCACAUCAAAAGGUUGACCUAUUACCUACUGACAGUGAGGAAAAUGUAAGGUUUAGGGUAGAUGAUGCAAAAAAGGAUGUGGCAAAAAGUCGGACUUUUAAAGUCCUUUCAAGUUCAAAUGAGCUUCCACCUGCUAAAGAGAAUCUGACCAAGCUCGUAUCAAACAAUGCUACAAAGGAUGUGACCCAAAGCUACACUGUAAGCAACGCCACUGAUUCUGACCAAAAAUCGACCCAGAUUUUGGACUCCUCACUGGCCAACGUAGAGGCUAUAAACAACACCCUAGUAGACAAGACCAGAAGUGGCACCAAAAGCAUUUUAAAGAAUCAAAACCCAGAGUCUCAACCCAGUAUUGACAUUUUUCCAAAAUCUACAGAAAAAACCUUAGAGUACUCCAAAAAUGUUCCAACCAUGAAUCUGACCCACUACUUGAAUGCAGAUGCUGUCAGCAAUCAAUCGUUAGAUCCACUUAUGUCAGACCAACCUAUUACCUCCAUGAAAGAUAAUCUUAAUGAUACCUCUUCUGUGAAGGAGACAGAAAGUGAGAGUUGUGGUCUGCAUUCAAACCCACCUUCCUCGGCCCACAAUAAGCACGCUGCAUUAAACAGCUCUGUCUUUCUGACAAGCUGUGCCCAGGAUGAUACUAAAGGAGAUGCAUCAUCAUGUCCAGAAUCCAAUUCUUGCCCUAAAACAGAAGAACAUGACACUGAAAAUGAAUCCCCAAGCUUGGUACCAGGUAAUGCAGGCAAAUCACCAAAUAAAACUGAGGCUGAGGAAAUCAGUGCCUGUAUUGGCAUGAUUGAGGAUCCUAUGGAACGUCUGGUAUCAGCAACAGAUGGCCCACCUCAAAGUAUGUCUUCAAAACAAGACCCUCAUUCAAAAUCUUUCAAGGAAUUGGAUUUGACUUUGGAGAACAACGGAGCACUAGAGGCAUCCAAGUCAGAUGAGCUGGAGGAUGUAAAAGAACAAGUUCAAACAUGCGUACAACAGGCAAUGGAGAGCUCACCUAGUACUGCAGAUCAGAAUACCCCACCGUCACAGACGUCUAGACGAAAGAGUUUAGCUGAUAUCAAGUCAAAUAUCAGGCGUUUGAGCCACUUCAUAAAUACAGCUCCUGAUGAAGAUAUGGAAACUUGCACAGCUCCGUUGCCUCAUCUGGACGAAAACUCAAAAUGCAAAACCUCAUCACCAGUAGAGCCAGAGGUUGAAGUGGGUUCAGGAAACAAUAUGAAUGAUGCUGAAGCUGAGAAGCCUACAACAGCAGAACAGCCCUUUGUUGCACCCAGUAUGACUCUUUCUAGCUUAAAGACAAAACAGCUAAUGUCAAGACUUUCAGUGGGAGGUUUUAAACCAAAACUUCCCAAAAGAAAAAGUGCAGAUCAGGUAAAGAAGUCUGCUUCUGAUAGAGAACCUACAAAGACAUUCACCAUCAAUGCCACCAAUCAGCUGAGUGGAGAGGAUAACAUCUGUAUUCAGGAUGAAGAGCUGCUUGACUGUGAAGAUUUUUCUGAAAUGAUUGACACCACAAAUCUUGAAAAUACUCCUACAAAGGACAGCACUUCCAAUCCAGUCUUCAGGUUGCAGCCUUUAGAGCAGGAUGUUGUUAUGGAAGAUUUCAUGGUCAGCAGCCAGAGACAAAAGAGGUCCCUGCUUGAAAGUGAAGACUAUAAGGAGGAUGAGAAGAGACAAAAGAUGUCCACAAAGUUAUCUGAAACGGCCUUUCAGACCGAAGCUGACUCUGAGAGCAACGUCUCUGGGGUUGAUACUCACACCAUUGAUUCCUCCAACAGCAGUCCCGCAGGCAGCAGCAGAAGUGAAAUUGCGCCCGAGUCCACGUUUAAACACAGCCUGUUUGAAUCCCAGCUUGAAGACUACAGCGGCGAUAAACUUACGAAACUUGAAGAUGGCACAAUUACAUUAUUGGAGUUCUUCAAUCUCUUAAGAAUAGAUGUUUUCAUCCAUAACUGUCGGCAGAGCGUCCUUCCUGGCAGACUUUCGUCCAGCACGGAUAAAACAUCAUUAGAUACACUUAAAGACAAAUAUAUAAACCAUCCUAAACAGAAGAUCUAUGAGAAAGAUGUUCAGAGCCUAAGAGAAAAAGUGGAAGGGCUUAAGUAUCAAAUGCAGGAUUUAGGCAAACCCUUAAAGACUGUUAAUAAAUCUCUGUGGGAAGAAGUGCUGAAAUUCACAGAAAAAGAGUUCCAGUCCUUUGGUGCCAAGCUAAAGGAAAGACACAACUUCUUCAGAAAACAUAGCAAAGAACAGGGUCAUGAAAUGAAGGAGGUGCUCUACGCUAAUUUGGUUGUAGCCAAUCUGGAGGAACAGCAGAAGUUGAGGGGAAAACUCAAUCAGGCAGAUCAGAUGAUUCGAAGUUUGGACGAAUGUAUCGGUGAAUUAGAAGCAGAACUUGAUGCAGUGGAGGGAAAAGGCUCUGAGGACAAACCAGGUCUAACAUCACUACAGGAAGAAAUGUCAAAGGUCACUGAAACGUUGGCGGACAGUGAGAGACAAAUAUCCGAACUGGUUUUGGAGAACGAGAAGAAGUCAAAGGAUCUGAAUAGACUUAAAAGUGAAGCGAAAGACCUGCAAAGCCGCAAUGACGUGCUGGAUAUGAUAAAUGAAUGGAGGCUUGAAGAAAACAAGGACACCGGUUCAGUCUACACGUUCCUUUAUAAGACUAUGUUUCUGCGUUUGGUGUAUGAAAAAAACACUGGAGAUGAUGCGAAGAGCAGAUCUGAGAAGAAAAUGGCAAAUAUCAGCUUCGAAUUUAAUCUGGAUGAGAAGUCAUAUUGUCACGCCCGCCUUGUUCAUAAAUUAGUCUCUGGGUACGUUGAGGGAGAGUCCUGCUGGGUGGAGAAAUAUCCCACAAGUCAACAUGUUCCACAGCUUCUUCGUGAAGUCAGCUUGGUUGUGGGCCGCUGCCGCCUUGUUGGAGAAGAGAUACGUCUGCUGAAGACGUGGGGGAGUCUUCGGUUUGAUAUCCUGGAUCUCAGCUGCUCAGAGACCCAAGUUCACAUUGUCUUCAGCAGCCUGAGGAAGUUUACCAAGUUUGAGGUGAUCUUUGAAGCUGCGUUGACCAACCAGAGCUGCGUCUUCCAUGUGCAGAGCUUUAAAAACGUGAUAGGGAGCACAACGAUCCAGCAGAUCGAGGAAGUUGUGGCUUCACUAAGUCCAGGAAGGAACCUUUUUACAAGGAUUAUCAAGAAGGUUCACCAAACUCUGCUUUCAUAACAUCAGUAGAGUUAAUUCUUUUGUUAAUAAAUCAAAUAAAUGUAUAUUUUUUUAUUCCCUUUAAUUUUUUUGCAGGUUAUUCAAUCCUAAAUGCCAGUUUAUCUCUGCAGUGCAUUUAUAUUAGUAAACAAAAAACUGCAUUUUCUGUAAAAAUGAAAACUGUUGGGCUUGGUCAAAUCACGCCUUUUGUUACUUACUAAUCAGUAAAACAUUUUUAGUUUAUUAAAUUCAUUAAAUCCUAAUAAAAAUGUGUUCUGAUGGGUUUUUGUUUUGUUCUACUUGCUGGUCAUGUUCUUUGGGUGCUGAACAUAUGUAUAUAUCUUUGACUUGCUGUUUAAAUG